UUGUUCUAAAAGGGCUUCAGAUUUCCCUGGUUAGGUUAGUUUGACACCAGGUUAAGAAUGAACCAAACAGGGACGUGGCAGGAUAAAUGGGCGCAACCUGGCUGGAAGAUAGAGCAGAAGUAUGGAAACAAGGUGCUGGUAGGAAACUGGGCGGAAGAAAGACUCAAGUUCACCCGGGAGCCGCAGACAGCCAACAGCACCAAUCAUGUAGACCACCGGCCCCACUGGGACUUCAGGCCAGACGUCUUUGAGAGAAGAUCUGCCCUGCUGAGAGCUGAGGGGCUUCCAUCCAAGCUGCUAUUUGCCCAUGAUGGCUCACCAUCCUCUCAUUACUUGGUCACGCAGUAUGCAGAGAGCUUCCAACAUAAGCACACGAAUGCUGUGCCCACUCUGCGACCCUGGCAUCCAGACAGCUCGACAUGGCAGCUCGAGAGGUCUCAUCGGCCAAUUUCUGCCCUUCCAACCGACUCUGGCCCGCUGCAGUCCACAAAGCACCGUUUGGAAAAGCAGCAGUCCCACCUCCCUUCACUGACUGUGUACAGGUCAGCAUACCAGAGGCACCCACUCAGUGCCUUCUGCCAGAGCCGCGUUGCCAGGGCUUCACGCGCCCUCUCCAGCCACCUCCACACAGCCAAUCGCAACAACAAGGACCUGGAUCUGAGGCGGCGCCCACUACUACAAAUCCCAGAUCGUUGUUUGAGUCAACUUUCACAUUCACAACAGAGACAAAACUGUGUCUCUCGAAUUGCCUCACAUGCUGCUUGUUAA
Plectropomus leopardus (leopard coralgrouper) is the source of this 768-nucleotide messenger RNA. It is a transcript of the gene cfap107, whose product is annotated as cilia and flagella associated protein 107. Gene Ontology annotation, cellular component: axonemal microtubule. NCBI's taxonomy places the organism in Eukaryota, Metazoa, Chordata, Actinopteri, Perciformes, Serranidae. Gene Ontology annotation, biological process: flagellated sperm motility. The record is from RefSeq and is a predicted model, not a curated record.